This is a messenger RNA of Pungitius pungitius (ninespine stickleback), 6461 nucleotides long. It is a transcript of the gene ltk, whose product is annotated as leukocyte receptor tyrosine kinase. Gene Ontology annotation, cellular component: signaling receptor complex; plasma membrane. Gene Ontology annotation, biological process: protein phosphorylation; positive regulation of kinase activity; regulation of cell population proliferation. The transcript is spliced from 29 exons. The coding region runs from base 156 to 4736 and encodes 1526 amino acids. The record is from RefSeq and is a predicted model, not a curated record. Gene Ontology annotation, molecular function: protein binding; transmembrane receptor protein tyrosine kinase activity; ATP binding. NCBI's taxonomy places the organism in Eukaryota, Metazoa, Chordata, Actinopteri, Perciformes, Gasterosteidae.
ACUUGGAGAAACCACUUCAGUGUCCGGAGGAGCGCGUGAGGCGCUUACUGUGGGUUUCAGGAGGCUGUUUGUGAACGAAUGAAUGAGGACCUAAAGGUGCCGUAAACUAUUCGGGAUUCGGACUCUCUGUCGAGCCUGCCGAGACAACGGGAGCCAUGGAUUAUAUUAAAAAAGGCACUUAUCUCUCCAUCUUUAUUUUGAUAGUUGUCGGUACCUGCCAUGCUCUCUUGGACCGAUUUCUUGGGGAGAACUACUCAGAUCCGAUGUUCUCCCAACAUCUGGACUCAGAAGAUGACAUCCAAGUUACCUCGUGCGAUUUUGAGACAGCAUGCCACUGGACUCUAUCAAAUCACAGCGACCAAAGUGACUGGUCAGUGGGGUCGCCACAGCAACCAGAAGGCACUCAGGCGGCGAUGAUGCCAGUGACUGAUCACUCAGUGGGAAGCUCCGACGGGCACUUCCUCCUGCUGAGCCCCCGGGCUUCCGUCGAGGCCCCCGGUCGAUGCGAGCACCACUUGACCAGCCCGGUGCUGCCGGGAAGCGACAGGCGCUGCGUCUUGCAGGUGGCCGUGUACGAAUCCAGUCCGGCGGUGGGGAACCUCACGCUCCUGAUCAGGCCGGUCGACUCGGGCUCGGCGGUUCGCUCUGCGGACCUCGACCGCAGCGGAGCGCGUGACCGCAGGGCUGACUGGGAGGUUCUGCAGAAUGCCAUUGGUGAGAUGGACGAGCCCUUCCAGGUGCUUCUGGUCUACACCUCCUGUUUGAGGAAAGAUGAAGGCACCUUGGCCCUGGACUCUCUGGAGUUCAUAGACUGUGAAUCGGAACACCAGUUCAUCGGAGAGGAAGCGGCUUGUGCGGAAUCUUUCCACUGUGAGAAUUCAGGAGUCUGCAUCGACCAGAGCCAAGUGUGCAACUUUCACACCGACUGUCCUUUAGGGGAGGACGAGGGAUUCAUCUGUGGUGCUCUUCCAUUUGGAUCUCACUGCUCAUUUGAGGAGGAUGAAUGUGGUUGGUCCGCUUCCAACCAGCACUCGGCCUGGAGAAGAGUAGCUGGACACGAACUUCUGGAGAGAGAAGACAUGCAGGGUGUCACUCUGAAGAGAACACCAGGGCACUUCCUGUUUCUGCAGGUACGCGAGAGUAAUUCCCUGCGACAGGCGUCCAUUCAGAGCCUGUCUUUUCAUCCCCCGGUCUCCACCACUGCAUGUCAGUUGCGUUUCUCUCUGUACCUCUACGGGAAGUUUAAUGGCACUUUGCUGGUGGCUAUAGAGGAGAAGGGGACUGGAGCGGCUCCGCUGGUGUGGGAGAGAAAUGACCAGUGGUCGGACGACUGGGAAGAUGUUGCCCUGCAGCUGACUGGCCUUCAGCACGGGUUCCACGUCAAGGUGACAGCUGUGUGGGGAAAAGGCUCCAAUGCUGAUGUUGCUCUUGAUGAUAUUGCAAUUGGUGCUGCCUGCUUCGAGACGGAUCUGAACUUGCUCCUGCCCCUGGUUCACUCGGGGGAUUUCUUGAGCCCUCUUCCAGAGCCUUCAGCCUCAGAGGUGUCUUUGAUGACGUGGUUGUUCAACUCAUGUGGUGCGAGUGGUCCCCUCGGCCCGACCCAGGCCCAGUGUGACAGUACCUACAGGAACCAAAAUGUCAGCGUGACUGUGGGGAAGGAAGAUCCCCUGAAAGGAGUCCAAAUGUGGAGGGUGCCUGCUACAAACAGAUACCUGAUCUCUGCUUACGGGGCUGCGGGGGGGAAAGGAGCCAAAAACCACAACAAGCGCAACCACGGGGUCUUCAUAUCUGCCACGUUUCCUCUGGAGAAAGGAGAUAUUCUGUACAUCUUGGUGGGCCACCAAGGAGAGGACGCCUGCCCUGGGAGAAAUCCCCACACGCAGAGGAUCUGCUUGGGAGAGUCGUCGGUGAUAGAAGACAAACUGAGGGGGGAGAGCAGUGUGGAGUGGGCCGGAGGAGGAGGCGGAGGAGGGGGGGCCACCUACAUCUUUAAGAUGGAGGGAGAUGACCUGGUUCCCUUGCUGGUUGCGGCUGGUGGAGGAGGAAACGCCUACAUGGAGGACCCAGAGUCCAGUCUGGACAAGAUACAACUGGAACAGUAUGAAAACAGCACCAAAGCGCCCAGCACCAACGGCCAGACCGGGGCUGCAGGUGGAGGUGGAGGCUGGAAAGACAGUCAAAGUUCCCACCUGAAAGCGGGAAAGUCUCUGGUGGAGGGCGCCGAGGGGGGGUCCUCGUGUUCCCUCGCCCUGUCCAAGCUCAGCUGGUCGACCUUUGGGGGAUUCGGAGGCGGAGGCGGGGCCUGCACAGCUGGAGGCGGUGGAGGAGGUUACAGAGGAGGUGACGCUGCACUGAAAGACGAGAUCACAUCGGACGGUCAGAACGGAAUCUCAUUCAUUCAUCCGAUGGGAGAGAUAUUUCUUCAGCCUCUGGCAGCCAUGGAGAGUCAUGGCGAUUGUGAGAUCAAGGUGCAGCUGAACUGCAGCCACUGUGAAACACAGAGCUGCAAACGGGAAAAGAAUACCCACCUCAUCCUCUGUCUCUGCGAAGACGACAACAAAGUCCUGGCCAGCGACAACGUCACGUGUGUCAGCAGCGUGGACCACGAAGGCCCGGCUCCGCAGGGCAAGAUGUCGACCUCUUUGAUCCUGGCGGUCGUGGUCUCCACCGCCGCGAGCGGCGCCGCGCUGAUCGGCACGGCCGUCAUUCUGAUGUGGUACCGCAGGAAGAACAACCUAGAUGCAGUGAGGGGGCAUCUGUGGAGUCCAGAGUACAAGCUGAGCAAGAUCCGCUCCUCCACCAUCAUGACGGACUACAACCCCAACUACUGCUUUGCGGGGAAGGCCGCCUGCCUCAAUGAACUGAAGGAAGUGCCACGCAAGAACAUAACGCUUCUCAGGGCUCUUGGCCACGGUGCAUUCGGUGAAGUCUACGAAGGACAAGUUCUGGGCAUGAGCGGCGAUAACAGCCCGCUGCUGGUGGCCAUAAAGACUCUUCCAGAAAUCUGCUCCGAACAGGAUGAAAUGGAUUUCCUGAUGGAGGCCCUGAUUAUGAGCAAGUUCAACCAUGACAACAUUGUGCGCUGCAUCGGCGUCAGCCUUAACAUCCUGCCUCGUUUCAUCCUGCUGGAGCUCAUGACAGGAGGAGACAUGAAGAGCUUUCUGAGACAGAACAGGCCACGGGCUGGCCAGACCUCCACUCUCACCAUGCGGGAGCUGCUGCAGAUGGCCAGGGACAUCGCCUUCGGCUGUCGCUACCUGGAGGAGAACCACUUUAUACACAGAGACAUUGCUGCUAGAAAUUGUCUGCUUACCUGCCCUGGACCAGACAGAGUGGCCAAAAUUGGCGAUUUUGGUAUGGCACGAGACAUUUACAGAGCCAGUUAUUACAGGAAAGGUGGCCGCGCCAUGCUGCCGGUCAAAUGGAUGCCACCGGAGGCCUUCAUGGAGGGAGUCUUCACAUGCAAGACUGAUACAUGGUCGUUUGGAGUGCUGCUGUGGGAGAUCCUAUCUCUGGGAUUCAUGCCGUAUCCCUGUAAAACCAACCAAGAGGUGCUGGAGUUUGUCACCAGUGGAGGCAGAAUGGAUCCUCCCAAGAGCUGUCCAGGGCCUGUCUAUCGCAUCAUGACCCAGUGUUGGCAACACUGUCCUGAGCACCGGCCCAACUUCUCUACUAUCCUGGAGAGAAUUGACUACUGCUCUCAGGACCCGGAUGUGAUCAACACACCCCUGCCCGUUGAAUACGCCCCCGCUGCAGACGACAAAGGUGGCCCAGCCAUCCUCCCCUCUGACCUCACCAGCCUCACUCCCCUCUUGGUGUCCCAUCCUGUUUCCCAGGCUUUCCCCUCCCAGCUGGGCCUCUCCUCUCUGGGCCUCGGCCCAACACCGCCUCCCCCGCAGCCUACGAAACCCCGGCUGCUCCUGCAGAGGACGCAACCCGUCCACCACGAGGUGACGUCGUGCCGCGAGGCUCUGCAGCCGUGCUGGGCGGAGCCCGUCCCGGCCCCCGGUCUGCCAGCAGGAGGCCUCUGGCUCCACCCCGAGCCUGCCGGUCACCAGCCGUGCUCCAGGAACAGCUCCUCCUCGGGGAGCCAGAGGCCGAAGAACAAGACGAAGAACUUGUGGAACCCCACAUACGGCUCCUGGGUUUUGGAAAGCUUCCGGGGGAAGAAAACACUCGCUCACACUCAGUCCAUGCCGCUGUCAAGCUCCGCCUCCAACACGCAGGCCCCUCACGCAUGCAACCCAAGCUCGGAAAACAACGAGGCUGAGUGCAACGGCACCCACCUCAGCCCCCCCGGCCUGUGCGCUGCCUCUACCUCGCCCCCGUCCGGCCUGACUAAAACGCCCCCGAGCGCGUCCUCCCAUAAGACCCCAACAAGUGGCCCCGUCAAAGCCGGCGUGGACCUGGCUAAGCUCCAGAGUUUCCCCUGUGGCAACGUCAACUAUGCCUACGACGAGCAGAGCUACGAGGCAGAGGGCCUGCCCCUGGUCCUCCCCAAAACCCCGGAGGCCGUCAAAAACAGCAGCUUCGCCCCCGUGGCCUCCGCAGGGGCCGGCCUGGGACUGGCCUUCGGCCUCCACGCAGCCUCCUCCUGUGUGCCCAAGCUGCUGCUGAAGCGCCACGCCAGCUACGGACACGAGGACGUGAGGCGGCACGCCAAAGUCGAGAAACCCACGCGGGACCGAGACUCCGGCUUUUCCCUGUCCGAAGACCUCAGCGUUAACCCCGUCUGAGAAACGUUUUUUCCGUUCUAGUGUUGGAGCCACAGCAUCAAGUUAUUGGAGCUGCACUGCGGUACAGAGAGGCAGCUGGCCUCUGUCACACUGGUACACAUGCAGCCCUGUGAUGGCUCAAGUUCUGCUGUAGUUUGACUCCUCUUUUACCUAUUUGUUGUUGUUUAUUUUCAUGGAGGCGUUAAAAGUAGUAUAUGUUGCAUUAUAGCACACGUUUCGUUGGUAUUUGUAGUAAUCUGUGUACAGUAGGAAUUUAAACAGAUAAAAUAUUGAGCCGUUGAGAAGAGAAUCCCCUUACUUUAAUUUAUUUAUUUUGAUUUCAAAUGAUGGAGACUCAGUGACGUCAGCUACACAGCAAUAAAACGUCUCUGAUCUUUUCCUCCUACACAAAGUCUACUCCCUGUUUCCAGCAUGUCCCCAGCUGAUGGAGUUUUCCCAGUAGCUCAUAGGCACUGGCACAAGUGUGUGUGUGUAUCUCAGUACUAGUUGUGCACACAAGGACAUCUUAAACCUUGAUUUUAUUUUAGGUUGUCACAUGAACUCUGGCUGAUGACGCUGGUUUUGGUUUAUUGUUCGCCGACAGUCAGAAAGAGUCAGGACAUAUUUCUCCAUUUACACCCACUUUACAGUCGCUUUGUGUGCAGUGUUAAAGUAAAAGACGUGCAAUGUGUUGGUCGCUGGAUUUUAGAGUUGCAAGGAUGCAGAUAUAUUUUCCUCUCGGCCAAGCCAGACUAGCCGUUAGCAUUCUUUGUGCUAAUCUAAUCUGAACUGCCUCCUGGCGAUAGAUUCAGACUAACAGUGCAAACAGUUAUGUGGUGGUAUUGAUUUGACAAGUAGGGAUAUUUCUCAACAACAAAGUGUUAAACUACUUUCUUGUAAGCCUUGAAUCCCUAUAAAAAUCACCUCCUGUAUCUUCUGGGCUGAGAUUUAUUUUGCAUAUAUUUGGAGUUGGCAUUGCAUAUUUUUGACUAUUCUUUCCCCGUGUGGAAAUAUUUCCUAAUAGUAUAAGCGUGUAGUAUUAGAUGACCUCGCAGCUGUGAAAAUAUUUGCUCUGUUUGUAUUCUCUUCUGUACGCUGCACUAACCUGCUGAAAUUGUAGCUGUUUUUUUUAUUUAUUAAUAUUAACUAAUGUUAAUCUGUAUUUGUAGUUGAUCACUGCCAUUGAACACCACAGCACUGCAUCAGAUGGUGCUGUGCUUGUAGUACCGAUGUUUACUCUGCAGGGGGAGGUAUUCCGCCUUGGAUCUACCAAACAUGCUGCUGCAGGUAUCUCGAUUCCAGGGAUUAUUCCUUAUUAUUUCUCAUUUUCGUAGUUAUAUACUAUACGUGUCUUUUGAGCCAAAACAUGUUGAUAGUUUUUGAGCCAAAACAUGUUGAUAGUUUAUUUUUUUGAAUGUUGUCUGAAUAGUCACACAUAAAAGUGUUCUAUAGUCUUUCUGUUUGCCUCAUAUUAUUAGUGAGGCUAACAUUUUAUUAGUAGUAGUUUUGUGCCAUUCAGAAAUAUGGAUAACUGUAGGGUUCAUUUUACAGAGAAGGAAAAAUGUCUUGCUUAUACAAUCUUUAAGUCUAGUACGUUGUAUUUCCCACUAACUUAACUUUUUAAUGUGUUAUUUAAUGUUGUUGAUGAAUGAGUAAACCAAAAAUGCCAAGACAUUCUAUGCAAUAUACCGUCUUUUACCUUUUCGUCUAACCUCAUUGUGCCCCAAAUAAAUCAAUAUAUAUUGA